Acanthochromis polyacanthus (spiny chromis) is the source of this 13481-nucleotide messenger RNA. RefSeq names its product solute carrier family 25 member 25b (gene slc25a25b). The transcript has 2 exons. Gene Ontology annotation, cellular component: mitochondrial inner membrane. The record is from RefSeq and is a predicted model, not a curated record. Lineage: Eukaryota; Metazoa; Chordata; Actinopteri; Pomacentridae. Bases 4485 to 6227 code for a protein of 580 amino acids. Gene Ontology annotation, molecular function: catalytic activity; ATP transmembrane transporter activity; calcium ion binding. Gene Ontology annotation, biological process: transmembrane transport.
ACAGGCUGAAAGUGCUGUUCCAGGUCCUGGAUGUGAACGGGGAUGGAGGCAUCUGUGUCAACGAUUUGACAAUCGGGCUGAAGAAAUUAGGAGUACAUCGCACUGAACAUGAGCUCAUGUUUUGCAUUUGGCUAGGGUAAGUGCCACUUCUGGUAGCAUGAGGCGAUACCUGGACCCUACAGAGAUUCCACAGACAGUCCAACUCCUCCAGGAUGGCACAUCAAUGUGUGCCAUUGCCAGAAGGUUUGCUGUGUCUCCCAGCACAUUCUCAAGCGCAUGGAGGAGAUUCCAGGAGACAGGCAGUUCGUCUGGGAGAGCUUGACAGGGCUGUCGAAGGUCCUCAACCGAUCAGCAGGACAGGUAUCUGCUCCUUUGUGCAAGGAGGAACAGGAUGAGCACUGCAAUAUCUCUACAAAAUGACCUCUAGCAGACCACUGGUGUGAAUGUCUCUGAUCAAACAAUGAGAAAGAGAUGUAACGAGAGUGGUCUGAGGGCCCAGCGUCCUCGAGUGCCCGCUGUGCUCGCUGACUGGCACCGUGGAGCUCGGCUGGCAUUUGCCAUAGAACACAGGAAUUUGAAAGUCCACCACUGGUGCCCUGUGCUUUUCACAGAUGAGAGCAGGUUCACCCUGAGCGCAUGUGACAGGCAUGAAAGGGUCUGGAGAAGCCGUGGAGAACGUUAUGCUGCCUGUAACAUUGUUCAGCAUGACCGGUUUGGUGUGGGGAGGCAUAUCCAUGGAGAGACAUACAGACCUCUACAGGCUGGACAAUGGCACUCUGACUGUUAGGUAUCAGGAUGAAAUCCUUGGACCCAUUGUCAGACCCUACAUUGGUGCAGUGGUCCUGGAUUCCUUCUGGUGCACGACAGUGCCCAGUCUUAUGUGGUAAGAGAACUCAUGCAGUUCCUGGAGGAUGAAGGAACUGAUGCCAUUAGCUGGCCCCCACGCUCACCUGACCUGAAUCCUAUAGAACACCUUUGGAACAUUGAUUUGUUCCAUCCGACACCAUCAGGUUGCUCCUCAGACUGUCCAGGAGCUCAGCGAUGCCCUGGUCCAGCUCUGGCAGGAGAUACCCCAGGACGCCAUCUGUCGUCUCAUUCAGAGCUUGUCCCGGCAUCGUCAGUCAUGCAUACAAGCACAUGGAGGCCAUACAAACUACUGAAUACCAUUUUGAGUUGCUGCCAAGGAAUUUCAGCAAGAUGGACUAGCCUGCCACAUCAGUUUUUCACUUUGAUUUUGGGGUGUCUUGAGUUUAGCCCUCCUGGGGGGUUGAUAAUUUUCAUUCCCAUCAAACAGUGUUGCACUUUUCAUUCCUAACACAUUAUCCAGUCCAUAUCAAUGCUAAUAUCCAGUUUUUUUUCCCCCCGUAUUGAAAUAUGAUGUAUUUUCAAAGUGUUCCUUUAAUUUUUUUGAGCAGUGUAUUAGUACAGUGGGUACGGAAAGUAUUCAGCCCCCUUGAAAUUUUUGACUCUGUCAUUGCAGCCAUUUGCCAAAAUCAAAAAAGUUCAUUUUAUUUCUCAUUAAUGUACACUCAGCACCCCAUCUUGACAGAAAAAAAAAGAAAUGUAGAAAUUUUUGCAAAUUUAUGAAAAAAGAAAAACUGAAAUAUCACAUGGUCAGAAGUAUUCAGACCCUGUGCUCAGUAUUGAGUAGAAGCACGCUUUUCAGCUAGUACAGCCAUGAGUCUUCUUGGGAAUGAUGCAACAAAUUUUCACACCCGGUUUUGGGGAUCCUCUGCCAUUCUUCCUUGCAGAUCAGGGUUCUCGCCAGGAUUUUUUUCAGCGUAACGGCAGGUCCUCCUGCACACACACGCGCGCGCAAUAGACGGGAACGGGUCAAUCGACAGGAAAGUACAGCUGCGGUGGGGAGACAUAAAUUAACCUAGAUAGGCACCCAGUUGAUAAAAACAAACACACAUGGCGUUAUCUGUCAAAAUAACAGCGCAGCGGCCCUAAUCACAGUGUUAACCCUUCCUGUUCGGCCAGGUUGGCCAGGUCGGUCAGGAAGCCCGGGGUUAACCCCCUUCACUUCCUCAGCAGCCGUAGAGGCAAAGACACAGGAGCCCAGCCGCAUCGAAGAACACUGCAGCCUUUAUUGUCUAUCAACAGUGGCUGAACUGCACAGUAAGGCCAACCCAGCAACUACACACCUUCUCUCCUCCUCCGACUGCACCGACCAUGGCACCGACUGCCGUCUCUCUCACUCGCUCUCCCCCUCCUUCCCCCUCCCUCCCACACACACGCUGCUCUCUCUCCCUCUCUCAUGACGGAGCCACACACUCUCAUAACAACAGCGUAAUCUUUGAAAUGCGCUGGCGUAGCAGCCCUAAUCACAGCGUAAUCUUUUAAACUGAGUGUAACAGGCCGUUAAGAUAGCGUAACGACCGUUACGCUGAAAUGCGCUGGCGAGAACCCUGCAGAUCCUCUCCAGUUCUGUCAGGUUGGAUGGUGAACGUUGGUGGACAGCCAUUUUGAGGUCUCUCCAGAGAUGCUCAAUUGGGUUUAGGUCAGGGCUCUGGCUGGGCCAGUCAAGAACGGUCACAGAGUUGUUCAGAAGCCACUCCUUUGUUAUUUUAGCUGUGUGCUUAGGGUCAUUGUCCUGUUGAAAGGUGAACCUUCGGCCCAGUCUGAGGUCCUGAGCACCUCUGGAAGAGGUUUUCCUCCAGGAUAUCUCUGUACUUGAUAUCUCCUUCCUUCAAUUGCAACCAGUCGUCCUGUCCCUGCAGCUGAAAAACACCCCCACAACAUGAUGCUCCCACCACCAUGUUUCACUGUUGGGAUUGUAUUGGGCAGUGCCUGGUUUUCUCCACUUAUACCGCUUAGAAUUAACACCAAAAAGUUCAAUCUUGGUUUCAUCAGACCAGAGAAUCUUAUUUCUUAUAGUCUGGGAGUCCUUCAUGUGUUUUUUGGCAAACUCUAUGCGGGCUUUCAUGUGUCUUGCAUAAGGAGGGAGGGCGGGAUGGGUAUUCUUAUUUUAAAUGUUUUUAAAUGUUGUACAGCACUUUGGGAGAGAAAAUGGCGGCGACAGAGUAAGACGUGUGUAACGAGGGCUCCCGACAAGCCUCCCAAUUUGAGCUUUUUUCUUAACGUAUGUCGUUGAACUUUCAGCGUAUUUGGCUCUGUUAAGAACACGAAACAUUUUAACGUCCCAAUAAUAUUGUAAUGGCUGCAAAUCUUCGGAAAUAUAAGUACAGCGGACCACACGGAAGUAGGCCCAACUCAGCCUCGGACCAGAGUUCCUCCAAGACCCAGACGGAUGAGUCGGCCCCCCCUUCGCCAAAGCAUAGCAAACCUGACACAAUGGUGGACCUGAAGGCAGAGGUUCUUCGGGAGCUAAAAGCUGACAUUUCGUCGGUGAUAAAGAAGGAGAUUAAAGAGGCCCUUGCGGAAGAUUUUGGUACUCUUAAGCUGGAGAUACAGUCUGUGAAGACGGCAUUAUUCAAUAACACCACCGCGCUUCGUGCAGACAUGGACCAAAUACGAGUCAAAGUUGUCGAUAUGGAAAAUGGCCUCUCCACUUGGUCUGACGAGAUCGUCGCUUUACGGGACACAGUGGCCGAGCUGAAAACUGAGGUAAAGUCGCUGAAGGAGAAAAAUGAAGACAUGGAGGGCCGAAUGAGGAGAUGUAAUCUGCGCAUACUGAGAGUGCCCGAGACCGAAUCCAGUUCAUCACUAGCAGUGGCUAACAUGUUAAAAGAUGUGUUAGAGCUGGAGAAGGAGCCGCUUGUGGAUCGCUCACAUCGCUCACCUGGCCAAAAGAAACCGGGAGGACGACCACGAGUGAUUGUGGCUAAGUUACAUUAUUACCAAGACUGUGUGGAGGUACUACGUCGCGCGCGUACUCGUGGCCCUCUGCACUUCAAGAAUACACCGAUCACAAUUGCCCCCGACUUCACUACAUCUGUGGCCAAAGCUCGAGCUGAAUUCACGGGUGUCAGGAGGCUACUUCGAGACCGACCAGGCGUACGCUACGGAUUACUUUAUCCGGCAAGGCUCCGUAUCACACAUGGAGAGGAAGACAUGAUGUUUGUCGAUCCUGAUAUUGCCAUGGCAUACGUGAAAGAUAAAAUCCUUCCAAGACCUGGGGACGAACCGUGAGCAGGGACUAAAUUGGAUAAUAAUAAUACAGUGUUGUCAUCCAGGCUUCCUUCUAUUGGACCGCAGCACAAAAGGUGUGUCCAUUAUAUAACUAUUUCCUUUUGGUUGUACCAGCUUAAUAUGCUCAUGUCAGUUAUCUUGGUGUAAUGUUAAUCUACGUGUGGGGCGUGAUCGGGAGCCCAAGUAGUCAAAGCAGUAUUUCUCUCUAUAAGCACAGUAAUGUGUGGAUUUUUUGGUUAGAAGGGUUUUGUUUUGUUGUAUAUCUCCUGGUUCAAAUAGGAGAAAGGGUUAGCUAUACCGGAUCUUUACUGCUGUAUAACUUUUAUAAUGUUUACAUGGGUACAGCUAUGUUGGUCUGUGCUGUGCUGUAAUAUCCAAGAUGCUUUAAAAUGGUAAUGGCUAGUACUAGAGUGCUUAAGCACCCUCAUGGGUGGCCAGUUAACUGUGUAAGUUGGAAUGUGAAAUCACUAAACCAUACUUUGAAAUAUAAGAAAAUUAUGUUGCAUUUAAAACAGCUUAAUACUGACAUAGCCUUUCUACAGGAGACACAUGUGUGCACAGCAGAUAGUGCAAGUCUGAGUAAGAAGUGGUCUGGUCAAAUAUUUCAAUCAAAUUUCCAAAGCAAAUCUAGGGGAGUAGCCAUUAUGGUUGGCAGACAUGUACAGUUCACUGCAUCUAACGUGAAGGCAGACACUGCUGGGCGCUUUGUAAUAGUAGUAGGUAAACUAUGUACACUUCCUGUCAUUUUAGCCUCGGUUUAUGCACCCAAUUGGGACGAUUCUGAUUUCUUUAGUACACUUUUCUCAAUGAUAUCAAACAUGUCAACGCAUAGUAUUAUACUGGGCGGAGAUGUCAACUGUGUGCUUUCAUUUAUGGAUCGCAGUGUAACUAGUAAAGUGACCCUCACCAAAUCCGCUCAUUCAAUUAAGUCUUUUUUGGAGACUUAUGGAGUGGUUGAUGUUUGGCGCGCCCGUAACCCCUCUACAAGGGCAUAUUCGUUCUAUUCCCCUGUACAUAUGACAUAUUCUCGCAUUGAUUAUUUUUUCAUGGACAAAAACAUUAUACACUUGGUGAAGGAGUGUGACUAUGGAGCCAUUGUUGUCUCCGAUCACGCCCCUCUCUGUAUGAAAAUGUUUAUUCCUGACACACACUUUGGUUUUCGUCCAUGGCGUUUUAACAAUUUGCUUCUUUCAGAUGAAAACUUUGUUAGAUUUAUCAAUGCAGAAAUCAAACAUUUCUUAGAAGUUAAUCAAACUCCAGGUAUGUCAUUUUGUAGUAUUUGGGAAGCUCUAAAAGCUUACUUAAGGGGUCAAAUAAUUUCAUACAGUGCUCAUAAAAAGAGGGAAAAUUCUAAACAACUGAAACAACUGAACGAAGCAAUUUUGUUAUUAGAUAGAGAAUUUUGCCACACUGCUUCUGCAGAACUUGCUAAAAAACGUGUCUUAUUACAAACUGAAUAUAAUACUUCAUGUACUCGGCAGGCCGAAUAUUUAAUCUCCAAGUCAAAAUGUGGAUAUUACGAGCAUGGGGAGAAAGCAGGGCAUCUUCUUGCACACCAAUUACGUCAGAGGUCAGCCUAUCAAACCAUCUCAGCAGUUAACAACGAUCAAGGCAUUGUAUGCACAGACAAUGAGGAAAUCAACUCAUGUUUUACAAAGUUUUACCAGGCAUUGUACUCAUCUGAUUCGACCGCAGAGGCAUCAGAUUUUGAAGGCUUCCUUAAAGAUCUCAAUCUCCCUGUAGUAAACCCGAAUCAGAUUACUGACUUGGAGAGGGAUAUCUCGGCAGCUGAGAUAAGCUUGGCAAUUAAGGAUAUGCAAAACGGCAAGUCUCCAGGGCCAGAUGGCUUUACGACUGACUUCUUUAAAAAAUUCUCAGAUAUUCUUGCACCAACAUUGUUGACAGUCUUUACAGAAUCUUUGAACGCAUCAACGCUUCCACUCUCCAUGCGUCAGGCUAUUAUUACCUUAUUACUUAAAAAAGAUAGAGCCCCCCUGGAAUGCAGCUCCUAUCGACCAGUGUCACUCCUAAACACAGAUGUUAAAAUAUUGGCAAAAGUUUUAGCAGGGCGCCUGGAGGGGGUGAUUCCCACUGUAGUUUCAUCCGAUCAAACCGGAUUUGUAAAAAAUUGACAAUCCUUUUUUUAAUAUCCGGCGAUUAUUUAAUAUUUUAUACACUUCCACUCCACCCGGUCAACAAGAUGAGGAAAUUAUAAUAUCUUUAGAUGCUGAAAAAGCUUUUGACCGGGUGGAGUGGAAAUUUCUUUUCAAAGUCUUAGAAACAUUUCAAUUUGGACUGAAGUUCCUAUCAUGGAUAAAACUGCUUUAUUCCUCCCCAUUGGCAGCCAUCCGUACCAACAAUAGUAUCUCAUCUUUCUUUCAGCUACAACGAGGUACAAGGCAGGGAUGCCCCCUCUCGCCGCUUUUGUUCGUGGUUGCAAUCGAACCUUUGGCUAUAGCCAUACGGCAAAAACAGAAUAUACAGGGAAUAAAACGUGCGGGCUCGGAGCAUAAAAUCUCUCUUUAUGCUGAUGAUGCACUUUUGUUUCUUUCGAAUCCUUCAGCUAGUAUUCCUGCAUUGUUGGAGUUGCUUGGCAAGUUUGGAAGGAUAUCGGGGUAUAAAAUCAACCUUCAGAAAAGUGAGAUGAUGCCAUUGACGUCUCUGGAAUCAAAUUCUUCUGUUUCAAUUCCCUUUAAGCUCAAUUCUAAAAAAUUUAAAUAUCUAGGCAUCUGGGUGACACGCAGCUAUAAAGAUCUGUACCAAGCAAACUAUUCACCCUUACUAUCAAAUCUUAGAAAGGAUAUAGCUCGUUGGGAAUUACUGCCCCAUUCCCUGGGAGGGAGAAUUAAUUCCGUCAAAAUGAUUAUUUUACCCAAAUUUCUCUAUCUGUUCCAAUGUUUACCUAUUUUUCUCUCAAAAUCCUUCUUUUCUAAACUAGGUAGCCAGAUAUCUUCUUUCAUAUGGAAUAAAAAGCAUCCAAGAAUAGGCAGGAAGAUAUUGCAGUUGCCCCGUGGGUUGGGUGGUAUGUCGCUUCCCAACUUCAUGUAUUACUAUUGGGCGAUAAACAGCAGAGCAGCGCUGUAUUGGUUAAGAAGAGAUAAUGCUGUACCAAGUUGGGUAUCUUUAGAGAAAGCCUCAAUAAACUCAAGCUCUCCUGCUGCGCUGCUCUGCUCCGAAUUGCCUUUUAAACAGCCCAUUUCUUCAUAUUCUUCUAACCCUGGAAUCUGGAAUCAGUGUAGACGGUCUUUUAAACUUAACAAAUUAUCAUUCAUGGCACCUGUUUCCUACAAUCAUAUGUUUAUUCCCUCAAUGAUAGAUGAGGUCUUUAACAUCUGGGAUCAGAAUGGAAUACAUUCCUUAUAUGAUCUUUAUAUAAAUGAUACUUUUGGUUCCUUUGAACAGCUAGUGGACAAAUUCAAGAUUCCCAAAUCACAUUUCUUCAGAUUUUUGCAAGUGAGAAGUUUUGUUAGGUCAAACUCUGAUUGUUUUCCUCUGCGUCCCCCCGCUCAUUGAUGGAUGAUCUUCUGGACUAUCGAAAUGACAUGAUGACGGUUUUAAGCAAGAUCUAUUCUCUGUUUGCUUCAUGUCAUGAAACCAACCUAGAUGAGCUUAAGGGGAAGUGGGAAACCGACCUGGAGGAGCCGAUAUCAGAUACAGACUGGCAAAAGAUAAUCAAGAAUAUUCACUCUUCUUCGAUUUCAGUCAGACAUACUGUGGUUCAGUUUAAAGUGGUCCAUCGUUUGCACUGGUCCAAAGACAAGCUGUUCAGGAUCAAGUCGGACCUGGAUCCUUCAUGUGACCGCUGUAAACGGACACCUGCCACCCUUCUACAUACAUUCUGGACAUGUCCAAAACUGUGUGAAUACUGGCAAGCAAUUUUUGACACCUUCUCUGACAUUUGUGGAACGUUGGUGGACUCUUCCCCUCUGAUUGCCUUGUUUGGGGUGGUUCCUGUAAAUACCCCCUUAGACAGGCAUCAAAGAGAUAUGAUUGCUUUUUGCUCAUUGUUAGCACGAAGACUCAUUUUGUUUAAAUGGAAAAAUUCAUGUCUACCAACUUAUGGUCAUUGGAUGAAGGAGGUGAUGAGCCAUUUACAUUUAGAAAAGAUUAGAUACACAACAAAGGGUUCAAUUGGAAAAUUUUAUGAUCAGUGGCUGCCAUUUCUGUCCUACUUUGAAAAUGAGUCUGCUGACAGGCUGACGUGAUUUCAUAUGUGUAAUACAUAUUGGGGCUGAAACAAUUAGUCAAUCAUUCGAGAUUGAUUGAUUGUUGAAAUGACCGUCAGCUAAUUCGAUGGUCGGUGAUAAGUUGUUGGUGGGGGCACCCACUCUGGGGCAAGUUUGCAGUUCUAGGGGGUUUUAUAUGAGUGGCGAUCAGAAAAAAGAAAAAGCGGUUUGGGAGCCAUGCACGAAGUGAGUGUCCCAAGGGAGGGGUGUUUAUUUGUAAAUUUGCCCCAUCCACGGGGUCUGUAAUGGCAUGUCUGGGGCUUCGUACAGUUCAAAUUUUGUCAGAGGUGUCAUAUUUACACACUCUAUGUAAUUGACCGAUUACUCGAUUGAUAAACUAGUAUUCAAUAGAUUGAUCAAUUACCAACAUGAUCGUUAGCUGCAGCCCUAAUGUGUAUUCUAUUUUAUUUAUUUUUUAAAUAUAUUUUCAAUUGUGUAGUUUUUCUCUAGAUCCGGUAUAGUGGGGUGGGGUUUUGUUUGUAUGUUUGUUUAUUUGUUCCUUUAAUUGUUGAAAAAUAAAAAUAAAAAGACAUUGAUCAAAAAAAAAUGUUGUACAGCACUUUGAGCUGCUUUUUAUUGUAUGAAAAGUGCUUUAUAAAUCAAGUUUGAUUUGAUUUGAUUUGCACUGAGGAGAGGCUUCUGUCGGGCCACUCUGCCAUAAAGCCCCGACUGGUGGAGGGCUGCAGUGAUAGUUGACUUUGUGGAACUUUCUCCUAUCUCCCGACUGCAUCUCUGGAGCUCAGCCACAGUGAUCUUUGGGUUCUUCUUUACCUCUCUCACCAAGACUCUUCUCCCACCAUUGCUCAGUUUGGCUGGAUGGCCAGGUCGAGGAAGAGUUGUGGUUGUCCCAAACUUCUUCCAUUUGAGGAUUAUGGAGGCCACUGUGCUUUUUGGAACCUUGAGUCCUGCAGAAAUUCUUUUGUAACCUUGGCCAGAUCUGUGCCUUGCCACAAUUCUGUCUCUGAGCUCCUUGGGCAGUUCCUUCCACCUCAUGAUUCUCAUUUGCUCUGACAUGCACUGUGAGCUGUAAGGUCUUACAUAGACAGGUGUGUGCCUUUCCUAAUCAAGUCCAAUCAGUUUAAUUAAACACAACUGGACUCCAAUAAAGAAGCAGAACCAUCUCGAGGAGGAUCAGAAGAAAUGGACAGCAUGUGAGUUAAAUAUGAAUGUCACUGCAAAGGGUCUGAAUACUUAUGACCAUGUGAUAUUUCAGUUUUUUUUUAAUAAAUUUGCAAAAAUGUCUACAUUUCUGGUGUUGUGAAGCAUGGAGAUAUGAGAUCCCAGAAUCAGCCACAAGGGGGAGACUCUGACAGAACAACAGCUGAAUAAGGGAACAUUGUGAUAUUCUAACCUGUGAUUUAGGAUAAAAUUAUGCCAUAACCUAAUGAAUGUGUUCGAACUAACCAAGUGUCUAUUAGUCAUGUUCCUUAAUUUUGAAACAGUGUAAAAAUCAGAAGCGUGUCUCACUGUAAAACAUGAUGGUUUGAUUUUUUUUUACUUUUUAUUUUCACGUUUUUCAUUUUACAACAACACAGAACUCCAAAUAAAAUUAGAACAUUACAAAAAAGAGAAAAAAUUAACAGAAAAAAAAGAAAAAGAAAAAAAGGUGUGUGUUUGGGGGGGGAAGUGGAUUGUCAUCUCACUCGUCCUUACAAGGUUCUCUGUCAAGCUUUAGUAAUUCCAUCUUUCUCUUGUAUUGAAGCCAUCUGUCCCAACGAUGGUCCAGAGUUUUUAUUUUAAAUUUCAGAAGGUAGGUCAGUUUUUCCAUAGAAUAUAUUUCCUCUAGAAUUGUGAGCCACUGGUCUGUUCCUGGAGGGUCAGUUCUCAUCCAGUUUCUCGUAAUGGUCUUCUUGCAUGCAAGAAUCAUUAUUUUGAAGAGAUAUAUGUUCUUUUUAUGAAUACAGUUUCCUGGAAGUAGGCCCAGAUAUAACACCCGAGGGUCCCUGGGUAUAGUUGUAAUAAAAAUCUUCUCCAGAAUCUGGGUAACUCCUUCCCAUAAUGUUUGACUUGUAAUACAAGACCAGAAAAUAUGUGAAUGACUGGCAAACAUAUUUCCACACUUCCUCCAACAGUGUUGUUGUAUGUCACUUUGUUUAGAAUUAAUAUGCAGUGUGAUAAAAGAAUCUUAUUAGAUUUUUCCAGCCAAAUUGCCUCCACCCUUUGAACUAGUAGUGGUCUGUUGGGUCAUGCAGAUUGUUUGCCAGUCAUCCUUUGACAGAACAACAUUCAUUUCCUUUUCCCAUUUUGAUUUAAUAUAAAGUGUAUCAUUCCCCAUGUGGUUCUCUAGGCCAUUAUAUAGUUUGGAUACAAUUGUAAUGGGGGUAAUGUUUGUAUGCAUCUGUAAACACUUUCAGCACAAUAUUAUCCCACUGAAGAAUCCCUCUUUUAAUAUAUUUCUCAAAAAAUUCUCUCAACUGAAAAUAUCUGAACCUGUCUUUGUUCUCCAGACCAAACUCUUGUUUCAGUCUUUCAAAGGUCUUAAAGGACCUCCCCUCUAUGAGCGUACACAUGGCUGUCAUGUCUCUUUCUUUCCACCUUGCAAAGGUAUUGUCAGUCCUACCAGGCCCAGACUUAAGAGGACAAGGCGGGCCAGACAAGAAGCCUACAUUCUCCCUCCAUCUUAUGUUUUUUCACCAACUCGUACCAUAUCUUCAGUGAUUCUUUUACAAUAGAGUUAUCUCUCUUUGGAUCUGGAUUUUCCUUUUCACCUAGUCUUGUCUGAGGGCACCUCUUACAAAAAACUCAAUGUGCUUCCAUCUUAGCCUGAUAAUUUGUUGAGCACCAGUAAACCAGGUAUCUGAUUUGGGCUGCAUAAUAGUAUUUUUUUUAAAAUUAGGCAGAGCUAGGCCUCCAUUUUCCUUACUCAGCUGAAGUGUUUUAAAUUUAACUCUGGGUCUUGCUCCAGCCCAAAUAAAUCUUGAAAUUUGUUUAUCCCAUGAUCUAAAUUGAGUUUCAGGUAUUCUAAAUGGUAAUGAUAAAAAUAAGUACAAUAGUCUUGGCAACAGAUUCAUUUUUACCGUGUCAAUUCUUGCGUCAAAAUCUAAGACCAGCUUUGACCAUUUUAUCAUGUCUUUUUGAAUUUGGUCAUUAAUCUUACUAUAAUUAAUCUUAAAGAUUGCAUCCAGAUCCCUGGAAAUUAUUACCCCCAAAUAUUUAAUUGAUUCUGUGUCCCAAUUUAGGUGGAGUGUCUGUCUUAUUGUCUCAUUUGGUUUAUAAUUAAGGGGGAGUAUCUGAGUUUUGGAAAUAUUGACUUAAUAGCCUGAAAUCGAACCAAAUUCUUCCAAAGUAAUCAUAAGUUGAGGGAGAGUAGAGUCUGGGUCCUGGAGAUAAAUAAUUACAUCAUCUGCAAAAAGUCCUAUUAUAUGUUCUUUCUUUGAAAUUGUGAUUCCCUUCAGAUCCUUAUUAUGUCUUAUAACUUCAGCCAAUGGCUCUAUAUAUAAUGCAAAGAGAGCUGGGGAGAGGCAGCAACCCUGAUGUGUUCCUCUAUAUAACUUAAAACUGUUUGUCAGGUCUCCAUUAGUCUUUAUUCUAGCAGUGGGGUCCCUGUACAGGGCUUGAAUGCACCUGACAAAUUGGUUAUUGAAUCCAAGCCUCUCCAGCACACAAUAAAGGAAAGCCCAAUUUACUCUGUCAAACACCUUUUCCGCAUCCAAACUGACGAUGAUUGCACUAAGAUGUUGGUUAUUGGCCUGUUCUAUAAUAUGAAAAGUACGCCUGAUGUUAUCUUGCGUUUGAUAGCCUUUUAUGAAUCCUGUUUGGUCCUCAUGUAUUAAAUCGGGGAGAAAGCCUUUGAGUCUUUUAGAUAUAAUUGACGUGAAUAUUUUGUAAUCUACGUUUAAAAUAGAUAUUGGGCAGUAAGACUGACAUUAUUCUUGGUUUUUUCCUUCCUUUGGAAGGACAGUUAUCACUGCCUUUUUCCAGGAUGGUGGAGUUGUUGCCAUACUAAGUGUCCAAUUUAAUGAUUCUAAUAGAACUGUAGACAAGUCAUCUUUAAAGACCUUGUACCAUUCGUUAGGGUACCCAUCGCUCCCUGGGCUUUUGUUAGUUUUCAAUCUAUUUAUUACAGAUUCUAACUCUUUUUUAGUUAUGGGGGCAUUUAGUGUAUCAUUUUGUAUCCGUCCUAUAGAGGGGAGGUCCAGUCCAGCCAAGUACUAUUGAGUUGCUUCUACAUUAUUUCCAGGCUGCGAGUAUAAUUUUUCAUAGUAUCUUUUGAUGUCACCCGGGGCUCCGGUAGCUUCUGCCUCGUUCUCCUCCUGGCUAGCAACCACGUAGUUAGCCAUGCUGUUUUUAACUUUACUCUUUGGCAUUUUCAGCCUCUUAACCCUUUAAGCUUCAGUCAAUUCCAGCCGUUUUCAGUACAAAAAAUUGCUAAUAUUCUAUUUUUAAAUUAAAAAAAUGACGAAAAAUACAGGGAAUAUUGGACACACAUCGCGAGGUGCAUUUCCUUGAAAACGACCGAUUUGUGGAUUUUAUACCGACUUCAGGACAUGUUUUGGACAAAAUAGUUUACUGACUUGUGUUGUCUGGAUGUAAAAGGUUGGAUUAUGGCCGUUUUUUGUGGAAUCUUUUUUUCUGUGUGUAAUAAUGAACCCAGAAAUGUGAGUCGCGCUGUGUGCAUUGAAGCCGUGUAUAGAGAACGGAUGGAUGAAUAUUUGUUUUUGUCGGACAAAUGUGUUUUUCUCACCCGCUGUGGUCAUCACAUCUGAAAGUGGUUUAUACCGGCGGAUUCAUGAGAAUCUAAGCUUUCCAUCGGCGUAUAGUGUUUGUAUAAUCGUGUUUGCAGCCGUCGGACAUUCUUGAAAUUCCUAUGCAAAUUAGUAAGUGUACCGCCGGCGGUACACCUACGAUGCACUGAAGCGUAAAGGGUUAAGGUCCCCCUUUGUGUUAUUCCCACUCAAAUGUCGAUAUAAAGCUUAAAUGUCUAGCUUACGAGUCUUUUAGUGGGUAAGAUUUUACGGAUCUGUGGCGAGCUGCUCCGACUCACGUCCUUUCGCUACAUGUCCAAAUCGGAAAUCAUUUUUUAUUUUUCGCAGCGGUUUGAUUAUUUUUGAAAGGUUGUCUUGAGAAUCUUUGUUUUUAGAAGUAACCAAGUCGGAACAGCAGCUCACUGUGAAAAGUGAUGUUCUUGGUUACCAUAGGAAACUGGUGUUUUUGAUAGAU